AUGCGCUUGUCGCCAGUGCCGCUUCGGCGGCGCGGCCCACGCGUAGACGCGCCAACCUGCGUGAGGUGUAUGUACCCCUGGCCAGGAAGGCGCGUCAUGUCUCGUGUCAGUUUUGAGAACCCAAACAGAGCGCAGAAAGCCAGUUUCGCUUCACCUGAGGCGCUUGCCAUGUGGUCUGUGCCAAGAAGACAUACGGCAGACGGUUUCUGUCUCGCGAGAGACAGGCGGAGGACGUUGUCAACGCUCCUCUCUUGUCAGUUUGAGGCUUCCCCUGCGCUUGGUCAGCGAGACCGCUUUUCGCCUGUUUCUCCUGGUUUCCUCUCAGCUCCAUCAGGUGUUCUUCCGUCCUUCUGUUUACCUCGAACUUUCCCACUGACGCAGUUGUGUCAGUCUCCGCUGGCUCUUCAGAGUCUCGGCUUCAGUUUCUCUUCUUCGCCACUGGCGACGGGGCCUGAGGCUGUUCGCCUGCUUGCACCAUCUCCUUCGAUCGUCCGUCUCUCUCGUUUCCCGCUCUCCACUUUGUGUCAUUCGACUGCCUUUCUCUUGUCUCCUUCCUCUAAGGCUGCCCCGUCUGUACGUUCUUCCUUUUCUCCUCCCGCGUCUCCAGUCCAUGCCAGCGCGCCUCCCUCUUCUUCUCCUCAUCCCGCUGCUUCUCUUCAUCCGUCUUCAUCCCCCUCUCCGUCCUCUUCGUCCCCAUCUCCGUCCUCCUCUUCUGCGUCUUCUUCCUCCAACUCGGAUUCGUCUGAAGGCUCUCUGCGUGUUUUGUGGAGGCUGAUGGAGCACGAGCAGCUUCGUCUCUUCUUGGUUCUGCUUGCGAUUCUGUUGAGCAGUGCAGCGCAGAUGCUGUUCCCCCUCUACCUCGGACGCGUAGUCGAUCGCUUCUCGAAACAGUCUCCUGUCUCCGCUCCGUCUCCUUCGUCGAUGCUCGCUGCUUCGUCUUGUGGCGACUUGUCUCCUGCUCCGUCCCCCUCCUCCUCUUCCUCCUCUUCUUCGGGUGCCUCCUCUCCUCAUCCGCCUGCCCAGAGAGAGGCCGCUGCGCAUCCGAAUGUGGGCGAAGAUGCAGAGGAAAGAGGACAAUGCGGUACAGAAACGCGAGCAGGAGGGGACGCGGAAGAGGCGAAGAAAACAACGCCUUCUUCUGUGGCUCCCAGACCGGCUUCGCCUCAACAGGCUCUCCUCCUCGGAUCGAUCUCUGCUGUCGACAACGGCGCGCUGAUCUGCGGAGCGCUGCUCUUUCUUGGCGCUGCGACGUCCUUCCUUCGCCUCCUUCUCCUGGAGACGACUAUCGAGAGAAUUGCCGCGCGUCUACGCUUAAAGUAUUUUUCGCAUCUUCUGGGGGAACCGACGACCCGCUUUUCUCUCGAAAGUUCAGGCGUCCUUCUCAAUCGUCUUUCAACGGAAGUUACGCAGACCAGCCGCAUCCUCAUCGACCUCUCCUUCGGCAUUCGCUGCGCCAUCUCUGCUUUUGUCGGAGUCGUCGCAGCCUCCUCGUUGGCACCGACUUCGUUUCUUCUCUCGCUUCUGCUGCCGACGGCGGCUGUGGGGUUCCUCUUGCGAGCGACUGCGAAAUGUUCGCGCCGCCUCCAGAGGGCGCAGACGCAUGCACUGUCUUCGACACUCGCCGACGCCGCGCAGAUCUUGCAAAAUCGAAAGUCGGUUCGAACUCUGAAUGCGGAGGCCCUGGAACUUUCAAAGUUCAACGCAGGCUUAGAGGGAGUCUACAAAGUAGCACGACGCAGCGCCGUCGCUGUCGGUGCGCGGCAUGGACUCGUUUUCGCUCUCGGGGGAGGCUUUCUUUUGCAUGUCAUUCAACGAGCAGGCAGCUUCAUUUCCGCCGGGGCGCUGUCUCUUGGAGACGUCACAGCUCUCGCCAUGUACUGCGUCAUGGCAGGCUCGUCUCUGCAAGGCUGCGUGACGGCCUACGGGGAUGUUCACCGAACGCUGGGCACCGCAGGAAACGUUCUGAGUGCUCUCGCUCAGUCCGCGUCUGACGAGAAGCGACCUGGAGGCGUCGCUACAAAAGCGGCUUUCAAACGACGCCUUUCUCCUCUCUUCGCGUCUUCCACUUCUUCCUCGCCUGCGUCCUCUCCUUCUUCUUCGUCUGGUUCUCUCUCUCCUUCUUCUGGGUGGGGUCUAGGUCGUACACCUGGUUGUGGGAGAGCGAGAGGAAUGGACGUUACUUUUAAAAAUGUCCAUUUCGCUUAUCCGGAUCGGCUGGCGCAGCCUGUGCUUCGUGGCGUGGACUUGCAUGUGCCAUCUGGAGCUUUUCUUGGUAUUUUAGGUCCCAGCGGCAGUGGAAAGUCUACUCUCGCUGCCCUUCUUCUGCGGCUCUACGAGCCAGAAGAGGGUGAAAUUCGAUUCAACAACACACCGAUUGGGAGCCUCGAUUCUCAAUUUGUGCGAAGCCUUAUCUCUCCCGUCACUCAAGAGAACCUCUUGCUGGCGAAGAGCGUGAGAGAGAAUGUGGAGUACUCGGUGCAUGCAGACGACUUGUUGAACGCCACACAAACGUCGCCGGCGGAACUUGCCCGGCGAGUCGACGCAGCGUGCCGCCUCGCAGCGGUCUCCGAAUUCGUCUCCCAGCUUCCCGAGCAACUUGAAACGCUUCUCGACGAAGACGCGCUUUCGCUCUCAGGCGGACAACGACAGCGCAUCUGUCUCGCUCGAGCUCUCUGUCGCCUAGCUCCUUCUUCUCCUGCUUCUGCUUCUUCUCGCGAACUUCCCUCGGCUUCCCUUUGCGGCGAAGAGACGCGAGGACCUUCUCUGCUUCUUCUCGACGAAGCGACAUCUGCGCUGGAUGUACCAACAGAGCGGCAAGUGCUCGGCCAUGUAACGCAGGCGCUCGAAGGGAGAACGGCGAUUUUCAUCACUCAUCGACUGAGCGUUUUGGACUUCGUUGACCAUGUGGCGGUGAUGAGUGAAGGCCGCGUCGUCCAAAGUGGAGAGAAGGCGGCUGUCCUUGCGGCGCCUUGCAGCGAACUCCGCCACAUCCUCGACUGCAAUGCCUCCUGCAACUGA
Messenger RNA from Toxoplasma gondii ME49, 3018 nucleotides. RefSeq names its product ABC transporter transmembrane region domain-containing protein. The transcript has 13 exons. Gene Ontology annotation, molecular function: ABC-type oligopeptide transporter activity; ATP hydrolysis activity; ATP binding. Gene Ontology annotation, cellular component: membrane. Lineage: Eukaryota; Apicomplexa; Conoidasida; Eucoccidiorida; Sarcocystidae. Bases 1 to 3018 code for a protein of 1005 amino acids. The record is from RefSeq and is a predicted model, not a curated record. Gene Ontology annotation, biological process: transmembrane transport.